This is a messenger RNA of Beta vulgaris subsp. vulgaris (sugar beet), 1152 nucleotides long. RefSeq lists its product as uncharacterized. NCBI's taxonomy places the organism in Eukaryota, Viridiplantae, Streptophyta, Magnoliopsida, Caryophyllales, Amaranthaceae. Bases 1 to 1152 code for a protein of 383 amino acids. The record is from RefSeq and is a predicted model, not a curated record. The transcript has a single exon.
AUGAAAAACAGGGGAAAAAGAGAGCUUGAAGCAUAUAACAACAACAACAAUAAUGGAGAUUACUUUGGUGAAACUUUCCCAGAAUUUCCAUGUAAAAAACAUCCAUCUUCAUCAUCUUCAUCUUCUUCAGGUGGGAUUUGUGCUUAUUGUCUUACUGAUAGGCUAAAUCAACUAGUUUGCCAAGAAUGUGGUGAACAGAAACUUUCUGCAUAUUGUUCUUGCUCACAGAUAUUCACAAACACUAGUUCCACCACUACUGAUGUUGGAAGAAUCUCAUUCCUACUUGAAAAUGAAAAGAGUUCUCAGUUUUCGACAUCGAAGCCGAAAACUGAGCCGAAAUCAUCUGAUAAUAACAAUGAUUUUAGCCAUCUAAGAAGAAGCAAUAGCAUUUCUGUUGGUGCUGUGAAUAAUGGGUCAAGAUCAGAAACAACAGGAAAGUUUUGGAAGAUAGGGAGAUUAUUGUUUAGGAAAAAAAGAGACAGAAACAACCAAAAUAACAACUACAACAACAGUAACCAAAACAUUAAUGAAGAAAAUUAUGAGUGUAAUGGGGUUUCGAGAUCAAGAUCACUUUGUAGCUUUAGAGGGUUCUAUGAUACUGAUCAAGAAAACGGUGGAUUUCUUCUGUCUUCAUCAUCAGCUGCAAGAGCUUCAAGUGUAAGCACAGGGAACUUUGUGUUAGAUUCUGCAAAAAGAAGCUGUUUUAGUGAAUCAGAAGCAAGGAUUAGCAACUUUGAGUAUUGUGAUGCUUCUAAUUUCAUUAAUCCGUUAAACAAGAACAACAAUAGUAUUUUCUCAUUAAAAGAGACUGAGUUUGUUGUGAGUAGUGAAGAAGAUCAUGCUUUUAUUGAUUUGAAGUUACAUGAUGUUUUAUCAUCAGAUAAUAAUAAUUCUUCAAAAGUGCCUGAUCUUGCUGCUUUGAAGAGAAAUGGAUUAGGAUUAUCAACUAAAGAAUUCGGGUUUAGGGGAGGAGGAGGUGAUCAUGUUUUGAGGCAUCAUGAGAUGUUGAAAAAUGGUGGAGGUUCAUGUAGGAUUAGUAGGGUUAGUGAAAGAGAAUUGAGAAAAUGCAGAAAGAGUUACAAGGUUUGGAGAUGGUUUUUCAGACAUCAGGAAAAUUCUGGCAAAUUUGAUGAUCAUACUUUCAAGUCUUAG